GGAGACGUUGGCGGCAGAGGCGGAGGCGGACUGGGUCAGCCCAAGGCGGAGGCUGGACCAUGAACUUGCCCGGGACAGCGGGGGCGACGGACCUUUUGGUCAUCUCGUCGCAGCGUGUCCCCUGCUAACGAGGACAGAUUUUAACAUUAUGGCAGGAAGGCAUCAGAAUCGUAGUUUUCCUCUUCCAGGAGUUCAGUCAAGUGGUCAAGUACAUGCAUUUGGAAAUUGUUCAGACAGUGAUAUGUUGGAGGAGGAUGCUGAAGUGUAUGAGCUUCGAUCCAGAGGAAAAGAGAAGGUCCGAAGAAGUACAUCAAGAGAUAGACUUGAUGACAUUAUAGUACUAACAAAAGAUAUACAAGAAGGAGAUACACUAAAUGCAAUAGCCCUGCAGUACUGUUGUACGUGUUCCAUUUCUUAAUGAAUGUCAUCAUCCCUCAAGUUGACCAAACCAGAAAUCUAAGCUUCAUACUAGACCCACUUUAUCUCUCUGACAUCAAUCAGGUAGCAGAUAUCAAGAGAGUUAACAAUCUCAUCAGUGAUCAAGACUUUUUUGCCCUUAGGUCUAUCAAAAUUCCAGUAAAAAAGUUCAGUUCCUUGACCGAAACACUUUGUCCUCCAAAAGGAAGACAGACUUCACGUCAUUCAUCUGUUCAAUACUCUUCCGAACAACAGGAAAUUUUGCCAGCUAAUGAUUCUCUUGCUUACAGUGACUCAGCUGGUAGCUUUUUAAAAGAAGUAGACCGAGACAUAGAACAAAUAGUAAAGUGUACAGACAAUAAGAGAGAGAACCUCAAUGAGGUAGUAUCGGCCUUAACAGCACAACAAAUACAUUUUGAACCUGAUAACAAAAACACUCAACGUAAAGAUCCCUAUUAUGGAGCAGACUGGGGAAUAGGGUGGUGGACAGCUGUCGUGAUAAUGUUGAUAGUAGGUAUAAUAACACCAGUGUUUUAUUUGUUGUAUUAUGAAAUUUUAGCUAAGGUGGAUGUUAGUCAUCAUUCAACAGUGGACUCUUCACAUUUACAUUCAAAAAUCACACCCCCAUCACAGCAGAGAGAAAUGGAAAAUGGAAUUGUGCCAACUAAAGGAAUACAUUUCGGCCAACAAGAUGAUAAUAAACUGUAUAGUCAAGAUUCUCAGUCACCUGCUGCUCAACACGAAACAUAGCAAUUAGUUCGUAAUCAAACGUUAGUAGUCACAUGUGCAUCUGGAAUGUGGUGAAUCAGUUAUAUCCAAUAAUCACUUCAAAGGCAGAAUUUAGAGAGAUUGAGAUGCUUUUGUUUUUAACAAAAGGAUUUCACACUUUGAACAUUUUUUGAGCAACUAGUUGAUGUUGAGAGCAGUUGAUCCAUAAAUCUGGUGUGUCAAUGUUUCAAGCAGAAAUUAAUUUAAACCUGUGUUUAGGAAGUUCUUAACUUGGAAGAUGUAUCAUUUUUCUUAAGAUGUAUGUUAAAAUUUUUUUUUUAGGUAAUUUUUAAGAAGUUUAUUAAUGUUAAAUUUAUGAUGCAGAAUGAUAGCAUCAGUUAUCUGCAGCUGAAAAAAAUUUACUACUAUGAACCCCUAAAAUAUUCAGUUGCAAGAAAGUUUGAUUCUAAAAUUAUUCAUGGUAGCAUAUGUAACACACCACUUCAAAACCUUUAAAAAUUACAUUUAGCACAUGUACUAUGAAAGCAUACAUACAAAGAGAAAGGUGAAAGUGAUUUAUAAUUCCUACAACAGAGGCCAAGAAAUAGAUUAAAAUAUUUUCAAGACCCCAAAAUAAUGUAUUAUGGUUGGGAAGUCAGUAGAACACUGGAAUAGGUGAAGACCUGACAGUAAUUUUUGUCUUAAGAAUGCUUUCUUUAGGACAGACCCUUUAACCUCACCUCUGUGCAUCUGUUUUUAAAAUGAUUAUAUUUGUCUCUGAUAUUUGAAAGCACUUUUGUAGUUUUGAUGAUGAAAAAUAUGUUAAACAUGUACAUAUUACCAUUAUUUAAGAAAUAAUUCCUUAUAUACUGUGAUAAAUCAUUGCUGUUACAUACAGUAACAUGCCUUAAUUAUAUUUAAUGCCUUACUGCUUUAUGUAAGUAAAUCCAAGUUUCAGAAUUAAAAUUAAGCAUUAUUUCAGAUGGUCCAGUCAGAUGCGUUACAUAGGCUAUAUAAAUUUGUCUCCAUUUUCACCAUCAAGCACAAAUAAUUGGGUCAAAACUGUCUGAGGUCUGUUGAAGAAAACGGUUCAUUAGGCAAAAAUGAGUAGAGGUCUUUUAUAUUAACUGUAACAGACAAAUUAGUAAUCCCUUAACCUCUGUUUUCAAAGAGAAAAUACCCAAUUUAGACUUUUUUCCUGAACUAUACAUGUAGCAUCAAAUUGGGAAACAAAGGCCAAAGGUGUAUAGAUUGCUUGAAAAGGGCGUGAUAGUGCCUCUUUUUAAGAUCUGUUGAGUCGGCUAUAGUCUGGCUAAGGAAGAAGCGUUUGCAUACUGAUUCCAUCAUUUAAUCUUUAAAAGUAUGUGUUCUAAAAAUGUAACCAGAAUGAUUCUUCAAUAGAAAUGAGAUUUGGUGGAGUCUGGAUUGCCUGUUUUGUAUAUAAUAUAUACUUAAGAUAUAUAAUACCACCUCAUUUUCUGGGCAUUAUUUCCUAAUUGUUGAUGUUUUAGGCUUUUGAUAAGUCAUUUUAUAUAUUUCAAAUUUCAGUCGGAAUAAGUAAAUAUUUAUGGCAAGUGGAGUUUUAUGUACUUUCAGAAGACCAUCAGGAAAAGACAGGACAAAGAAGUCAAACAUUAAAGCCUUUGCAAAUAUUAGAGGACCUUAGACAAUUACCAACAAGUGUUUAAUAGGGAAGUUACAAAUUGGUUCUCUUAGCAAAUUAAACAUUUAAAAAAUAGUUUUAAUGUGCCUUGGGCAUCUUGAAAAGAAAAGUGUGAUAUAAUUUAUGCUCAGUGUUAACUGGUCAGUUUACAUUGUAUUUAUUAAGCCUGCUGAAAAAUGAGGUUUUAAGGAAGAAAAUGCAGAUUAUUUUAGGGUAAACAGGCCAGGUGUCCUUUGAAGAACUUUGUUUACAUCAAAUUGAUGAAAUUACAGUCAGUGAUUCCUUACCUUUUUGCUAGUUGUACUUUGAAAUUGUUAUGGGUUCGAUUUCCAAAAUAUGUUACUUAUUUUUAAAGGAAUAAGGUGUGCUGUGUAUUUGUUGAUUAAAAACCAUUUGUCUUGCAGAGUAUCCUUUUUUGAAGGAAAUAUACAUCCUUAUAACACAUCAGGUAGUUUUCUUUUUUCUAUAUUUAAAUUAUAUAUUUUUGAAUUAAUUGAAUAUAAUUUGAGUUACAUAUAAUUCUGUAUAAAGGUUACCUAUUGAAUUACAGUUCUUAUCCGUGUAGAAAAGAAUUUUCUAAGCAUUUAAAACAUUUGGAAUAAUUUUAGUUUCUAAAAAGUACUAAUGUAAGUUAAGUUUGUAUCAAAUGCAAAUUACCUUGUAUAACUAAUUAACAAGCACAGUUAUUGUUUAACAUUGUGAUUUUAAUUGUGUUGACACCCUUAUUUGAAUCUGCUGCUUUACGUGUGGCCUGUGUGUGUGUCUGCAUGUGUGCACGCAUGCACUUGUAUGCAAUGUAAAAGUAACAGCAGAAUUACUGCAUUUGGUUCACUUAAAAUUUUGGAGUUAGCAAGUAAAGAAAAAGCUGAUAGUUUUAUGAAGUCUGGGUUAAAAUAAAAUUGCUAUCCCACUCCUAGGAAGUUAUGGGGUUCCUGUUUUCAAAAGGUAUGUUAAAAGUGGUUAUAGACUCUGCUGGCCACAUUAAAAAUUAGAAGACUCAUGUUAAAUUAUCUUCUCCAAAGGACUUUAUUUAUAGCUUUUCUUUUGCUGGACUCUACCUGCUUGGCUCAGUGUCCUGAAGUUUUUUUUUAAAUGAACCACUACUUAGUAAUUAGUUCUUUUUAAUUUAAAGUAUUUACUUCUAAAAUUACCUAGUUGGAAAUAUGAAGGAUACGCUUAGUUUUAGAAAUAUCAUGAAGCAAGGAUCUAGUCAGUGUUACAGGAUAAAAAUGGAGUCUUUUAAAGUCUGUAUUUAAAUGGUGCACUGAUGGGAUUCAUUUUUUAUUUGAAUUACAAAAAUGUUGCUCAGGUAAUCAGUAUUUUCUUCCACGUAUGUGCAUAUUGCACUGUUAGAUCAUAGAAAUAUCUGAAUGCUUUAAUUUUUAUGUAUGCAAAAUCUAUAAAUCUUUUGUAUAAUGUAUUUUAUACAAAUGUAACUAGAACAUUAUGUUAGCAUGUACAUCUGUAAAAUGUUUUUAAAAUUUUUUGCCCCUUAUUUUUCAUAUUUUGAAAGAUCUGUAACAUGUAAUAAAGUUUCUAUUAUUCAAUCUAAAA
This is a messenger RNA of Mandrillus leucophaeus (drill), 4342 nucleotides long. It is a transcript of the gene LYSMD3, whose product is annotated as LysM, putative peptidoglycan-binding, domain containing 3. The transcript has 4 exons. Bases 418 to 1167 code for a protein of 249 amino acids. Lineage: Eukaryota; Metazoa; Chordata; Mammalia; Primates; Cercopithecidae. Gene Ontology annotation, biological process: Golgi organization. Gene Ontology annotation, cellular component: Golgi apparatus. The record is from RefSeq and is a predicted model, not a curated record.